Zootoca vivipara (common lizard) is the source of this 6852-nucleotide messenger RNA. RefSeq names its product alpha-2,8-sialyltransferase 8F-like. Gene Ontology annotation, molecular function: alpha-N-acetylneuraminate alpha-2,8-sialyltransferase activity. The record is from RefSeq and is a predicted model, not a curated record. Gene Ontology annotation, biological process: oligosaccharide metabolic process; N-glycan processing. NCBI's taxonomy places the organism in Eukaryota, Metazoa, Chordata, Lepidosauria, Squamata, Lacertidae.
GAAACGCCGGGAAAUCGCUCUCGGUCUAUGAAGCAUAUUUAAAAAUCAUCAACAGAUGUGCUGCAGCUUUGUCUAGUUCUGCUCGGAGCCAGAGAGCUGUUCACACAUUACGUUCAAUGGGUGUACAGCCGGUGAUUGCAAUAGUGAAUCUGAAUGUUGGAAAGAUUCAGGACAGACAAAAGAAAGUGCUUUUCCCACACAGCUCAUAAUUAAACUACUACGAAAGCCCCUCCCCCAAGCAGUAGCCAUGGCCACAAAUUUGGAAGGCUUUAAAAAAGGAUUGGACAACUUCAAUAAGGCGAUCGGUGGCUACUAACCGCAAUUGUUGUGUUCUACCACCACUGCUGGAGGCAAUUCAUUCAUUUCAUUCAUUUAUUGAAUUUAUAUACUGCCCUAUACCUGGAGGUCUCAGGGCGGUUCGCAAAAAAAGCCCAAUAUAUAAAAUCAAAAUAAAAACAAUAAUCCAAUGCCCCCCCAAAAGAGCCACAUUUUAAAGGGUAUAGGAUGUUGAUUAGGUCAGCCAAAGGCCCGGGUAAAAAGGAACAUUUUUGCCUGGUGCCUAAAGGUGUAUAAUGAAGGCGCCAGGCCAGUUUCCCUUGGGAGAGCAUUCCACAGAUGGGGAGCCACUGCAGAGAAGCCCCUGUUCUCGUGUUGCCACCUUCCAGACCUCUUGAGGAGGGGGGACACGAAGAAGGACCUCAGGAUAUGAUCUCGGGGUCCAGGUAGUUUCAUAUGGAAAGAAGCGGUCCUUGAGGUCUUGAGCCGUUUAAGGCUUUAUAGGUCAAAACCAGCACUUUGAAUUGGGCCUGGAAACUAAUUGGUAUCCAGUGCAGUCGGACCAGGAUCGGUAUAAUAUUCUCAAACCGCCUUGCUCCGGUGAGCAACCUGGCCUCUGAAUUCUGCACCAGCUGAAGUUUCCAAACCGUCUUCAGAGACAGCCCUACAUAUAAUGCAUUGCAGUAAUCUAACCUUGAGGUUACCAGAGCAUAGAAAACAGUAGUUAGGCUACCUCUGUCCAGAUAGGGGCGUAGCUGGGGCACCAGCCGAAGCUGAUGGAAGGCACUCCAGGCCACCUGAGCCUCGAGCGACAGCAAAGGAUCCAGGAGUACCCCCAAGCCACUAGAUCCAUCAGCCUCUGAGGGUGGACCUUCCUAAUUGGUUCCCCGCCUCUGUGGAGGGGGAAAGUUGCUGACAUCCUAAAUGUCAGCAGGAAGUGAUCUGGCCAUGACAAGGGAUUGAUGUCAAUGUCCCCCACCUUCAGAUCACCCUCUUCCUGCCCAGUCGAGAAAACAAGGUCCAGAGUGUGGCCUGCCAUGUGCGUUGGGCCGGUGACAUGUUGGGACAGCCCCAUGGUUGUCAUGGCGGCCAUGAAGUCCUUGAGCCACCCCAGAACCAGCUGCCUCUGAAUGCUACUUGUUGGAAACCUCAGGAAGAGAGACUAGUGCUUGCAAGCUUCUCGCUGUCAUCUGGUUGGCCAGUGUGAGAACAGGAAGCUGGACAGAGUCAUUUUGGGAUGGCUGUUGUGUGUACUUUGUAUUGUAUAGUGUGUACUUUGCAUUGCGGCACUAUUUAGUGGAUGGAGCUUAAAUUUCCCUUCCAAUUUUGUCCAAUUUGUAAAUUAUUAACCUGACACAUCCAAAGUCUGAAUAAGGUUGUUUUCUGCUGCUCCAGAGAAGCGGAGACAGAACAAUGGAUUCAAACUACAAGAAAGAAGAUUCCACCUAAACAUUAGGAAGAACUUCCUGACAGGGUUUCUCAUUUUCCUUGUUCCUCAUCCUGAUGCGUUUUGAUGCCAACCUCUGCAGCAGCUGUUUGGGGCACACCUGACGAAACAGCAGACUCCAGAUGAACCCGGGCGACGGACGGUUCGGGACUCGACUCUGACUUUCCGUAACAUGUCCUUCAAUGUACGGCUUCGGAAGCAGAACUUUGUGCUGACCGUCUGCGUGGUUUUCCUUGUUAGUCUCACUCUUUUGCUACUACAGAGGGCAACCAGCAGCUGUUCGGGGCACACCUGGCGAAACAGCAGACUCCAGAUGAACCCGGGCGACGGACGGUUCGGGUCUCAACUCUGACUUUCCAUAACAUGUCCUUCAAUUUACGGCUUCGGAAGCAGAACGUAGCGCUGACCGUCUGCGUGGUUUUCCUUGUUAGUCUCACUCUUUCGAUGCUACAGAGGGUAGCCAGAGAGAAGACUAUGUUAAGACAAAAGUGCCGGGAAUUGAAUCGGUUAUUUGAAGUAAGGGAAUUCUCCCAGAGUGCUCAAUUCAGCAUGACAGCCAGCGAUGAGGAGAGGAUUCGUGUUGUCAAAACGUGGAAACUUCCUCAAAAAGAUAAGGGCAUUCUGGAGCAUGUGCUACUCACUCAGGAGUGCCCUUGGAAACCCAAUCCUGCAGCAAUGGCCCAAUACAGGGCAGAACUGGGCCAACGUUGCAAUGCUUCCUUCUCAAUAGUCUUAACCAAGGAAAACACGCCGCUGGGAUCCAGCAUCACCUUUGACGGAAUGAAAGGAAUGGCGUUUCCGGCGAGCGCUGAGCUGGUGGACUUGCUGCCGGAGAGGUCACCCUUCUCAGACUCCCGGUAUAGGCACUGUGCUGUAGUGGGCAAUGGCGGAAUUCUACGAAACAGCAGCUGUGGUCAGGAGAUAGACCGGGCAGAUCUAGUAAUCAGGUUCAACCUGCCUCCCAUGAAUUUCUCUGAAGACGUGGGAACCAAGUCAGACCUGGUGACUUUAAACCCCAGCAUCCUUCAUGAAAAAUUCAAAAGACUGUCGGACCGCCGGAAGCCUUUUGCCGAUUCCCUGCGCCUUUAUGGGGACGCUUUCUUCCUCAUUCCUGCCUUCUCCUUCCUGGGAAACACUGAUGUCAGCUACCGUGCUCUGUACACCAUGGAAGACUUUGGUUUCGCUCAGCGAGCUCUCUUCCUGAACCCCCAUUACCUGUCCCCCCUGGGUAGGUACUGGAAGUUGAGGGGCUUAGGGCCCAAACGCCUCUCCUCCGGCUUCAUGUUCACCAGUAUGGCUCUGGAGUUGUGUGAGAGCAUCACUCUUUACGGAUUCUGGCCUUUCCAACACGACCUGGAGAACCAGCCCAUUCUUCACCAUUACUACGACAACAGGCUGCCCAAGCAGGGGGUUCACGAGAUGCCAAGAGAGUUUUCCCAAUAUCUACACAUGUACGCCCAGGGGGUGCUGCGCUUACGGCUUGGCAAGUGUCCUUGAGAGGGGAGCUUCCAUCUGAAUGGGCAAGGGGGUGACCGGGUGUCUCCUGAGCCGCGGAAGAACAGGCAGCACAAAUUAUGGCACCAGGUUGCAAUGCUCAGCGAAGCUGGAAGGCAGUAGUGCAGACAGCCCAAAGGAGCGUUUUGUUGACGCAAUCGAAGGCCGCUCAUUCAAAUCAGAAGACCUUUCCCACCCCCCUGGAUGUGUUAAGGAACACGAGUUAUGUUAAAACCUUUCGAUAAUACAUUAUUUACAAUCAGUUUUGCCUUCUGUUCUGAAUAGAUUACACCAGGCAUGUCCAACAGGUAGAUCGUGAUCUACCAGUAGAUCACUGGAUGUCUGUGGUAGAUCAUGGGUAGAUCACUGGCUCCCCCAAAGAAGCUUAACAACUUUCAACUUUUACCUGAACCCCCCCAAAACGGGGCUCUCCUCCUCCCUAAUAAGCUCAACCUGAACCCCAAAAAUGGGGGUAGAUCACUGCCAGUUUUUAACUCUGUGAGUAGAUCGCAGUCUCUUGGGAGUUGGCCACUCCUGGAUUACACCAAUACCUCUUAAGAGUCUCUCUCCUAUUCCCAUUAUGUCUAAAAUCUUUUCCAUAAAUUUCCAUGAUAUGUUGUUGAAGGCUUUUUCAGCGUCCACAAAUAUCAACGCCGCUUUCUUAUCUAUUCUGGUCUCUAGAUAUUCAAUUAUGUCAACCACAGUUUCUCUACAUUAUCCCUCAUCUGCCGACCAGGUAAAAAUCCAGCUUGGUCUUUAUGGAUUGUCUCAUUUAACGCCAUUUUCAAUCUACUUGCCAUAAUAUCCACGAAAAGUUUAUACCGUAAUCAACUAGCUGGCCCGGCCAUGCAUUGCUGUGGCUCAUCCCUGUGACUCCCCCAACUCUGUCCCGACCCAUGACCUAUUCUGUCCUCUCCCCCCCACCCCCCCUGGUUCAUCCCUGUGACUGGCCACACCCUGUCCCAUCCCAUGACCUAUCCCGCCCCCUCCUCCCCACACCCCGGCUCAUUCCUGUGAUUGGCCCCACUCUGUCCCGACCCAUGAGCUAUCCCACCCCCUCAGCCCAGUCUGUAAAGGUGAACUGAGAGGCUGUGGAGAGGGAGGCUUUCCUAGCUGCAGUACCAGUGUAGCCGUUGCUAGAGGGCGCUGUUUUGCAACCUCUCUUGUGCUCCCAGCAUGUCCGUUUUGUGUUUGGGAGCAGUGAGUUUUACCUGCUUUACCUGCCAUAGGUGUGUCUUCUGGCCACACAAAGUGCAUACAAACACUCACAUAUUGGCAUGUGACGUUGUGUCCAAAUUUGAACGCAAUCAGUCAAGCUGUUUCAGAGAAAAGUGGAGACUAACCCACAUGCCCAGUUUACAUUUUUAUAUAUACAGUAUAGAUGUUUAAGAGUGAAAUCGGUCGGUAAUUCUUUACAUUCAAGAAAUCCUGUAUCUUGUUUACCAGUAGGUAUUAAGGUGAUAUAUGCGUAUUUCCAUGAAUUUGGUAUCUGUCCUUUUACAAAAAUAUCAUUCAUAACCUUUACUAACACUGGUGACAAUUGGUCUGCUAAUUCCUUAUAAUAUUUUGCAGAUAGACCAUCUGGUCCUGGGGCUUUUUCUAAUUUUAAUCUUUUUAUCGCCAAUUGUAAUUCAUUUGAUGUUAUUGGAGCAUUUAAAUGAUUGCUUUGUUCUUUUGAAAUUCUCUUUGGGUAUGAUUCCUUAAAUAUCUGUCCAUUUCAUUUUCAUCUUCCUUUCCUUUUUGAUAUACUCUGUUUCUCCGAAAAUAAGACAUAGCCAUAAAAUAAGCCAUAUCAGGAUUUUUAAGCAUUCAAGGAAUAUAAGCCAUACCCCCAAAAUAAGACAUAGUGAUAGGCACAGUAGCAAUGCGGCAGGAGGAGGAGGAGGAAAAAAUAAGACAUCCCCUGAAAAUAAGCCAUAGUGUUGUUGUUUUUUAGGAAAAAUAAAAUAUAAGACGGUGUCUUAUUUUUGGAGAAACACGGUAAUUUAUAUCAAAAUUAUAAUGACGUUUGCGCAAGCGGCAUUUCCAGUGCACUUCUGGUGCACAAGCGAUUUUCAGCGCUUUUUUCUGACCCGGAAGUGCACUGCCGCACCAGUAAGAACGGCAGCGGGCGGUGGGGGUCGUCGUGGUCAUCGCGGGCCAGAUAAAAGAGGCCUUCGGGCCGUAUCUGGCCCGUGGGCCUUAGUUUGGGGACCCCUGGUCUAAAUUAUAUUGCAUUUUCAUUUCCACACAGUUUAUACAAACAACUGUAUCGCCAAAGCCAUAUUAUAUCAACAGAUGUCAAAAAUUCCAAACUUUCCUUUCUCGCUUGUUAUAGAUAUUAUAAACGGUUCUUCUAGGGGGGUUUUGUUAGGUACAGGUAAAACUCGGAAAAUUAGAAUAUUGUCGAAAAGUGAUUUAUUUCAGUAAUGCAACUUAAAAGGUGAAACCGAUAUAGGAGAUAGAUGCAUGACAUGCAAAGCAAGAUAUGCCAAGCCUUUAUUUGUUGUAAUUGUAAUUAUUUGUCGUUAGGCGGGUCAAUUAUAAAUGGAAUGUAAUUAAUGAAAUGUAAUAGCGGUGUUUAUUUUUGUAUUAUUGUAACUAUUUGUUUUAUUACUGUGGAAUUUCCAAAAGAAAGCAUUUGUAAAAAUUAAAAGAAAAAUAAUAAAUAAUAAGUUGCAUUACUGAAAUCAAUACACUUUUCCACGAUAUUCUAAUAUUCCGAGUUUCAUCUGUAGAUAAACACACUGAGGGGGUACAAUCUUAUUCUGCUUCUUAACGUUUCACUGAAUAUAAAUUCAAAAGGGCUAGUUCUCAUGUAGAAACUUGUCUUGUAAUUGUGAUUCUGCCUCACCUCCCAACCCAUGCCUGACUUUCAUGCUUGCCCCACCCUCGGACAGGAGAAAGAAAGGUGGUUCCUUGCCACUCCCUGACGUCCCAUAAAUAAUUUCUCCUGCUCUGCCCCUGCUUCCAAUUACAAGGUCUAGAACGCAGGAACAAAGCCUGAUCACAAACAACAUUUUUUUCCAUUAGCAGAUUUCAUUAUUUGCUUAGUGUUUUAUGUAAUCUUCCAUCAGAUCAGGUCAGGUCAGGGUCAGAUUUCCAAGCUGUUUUCAACCAAGAGAGACUUCCCUUUGCCAAAACCUUUCAUCAAAGGCAGGUGUGGGGACACCUUUGGCUCGACAGGUGCUGCCGAACUACAACUCCCAUCAGCCCCAGCAAGCAUGGCCAAUGGCCUGGGAUGAGGGGAGUUGUGGCUCAGGAACAUCUAGCGGGCCAUAGGUUUCUCACACACCCAAUCAGAGGUCCUCCUUAGUGGAGGUGGGGAAAUUGGGCACUGCCCCAUCAACCUCAGUCUGUCCUCACCUCGCCCUGUCCUCUAUCCUAACACUGAGGUCCAGCUCCGAGGGCCUUCUGGCGGUUCCCUCACUGUGAGAAGUGAGGUUACAAGGAACUAGGCAGAGGGCCUUCUCGGUAGUGGCACCUGCUCUGUGGAACGCCCUCCCAUCAGAUGUCAAAGAAAUAAACAACUAUCUGACUUUUAGAAGACAUCUGAAGGCAGCGCUGUACAGGGAAGUUUUUAAUGUUUGAUGUUUUAUUGUGUUUUUCAUGCUCUGUUGGAAGCAGCUCAGAGUGGCUGGGGAAACCCAGACAGA